Perognathus longimembris pacificus (Pacific pocket mouse) is the source of this 1593-nucleotide messenger RNA. Its product is annotated as PRAME family member 12-like. Gene Ontology annotation, cellular component: cytoplasm. Bases 1 to 1593 code for a protein of 530 amino acids. Gene Ontology annotation, biological process: negative regulation of DNA-templated transcription; negative regulation of apoptotic process; positive regulation of cell population proliferation. The transcript has a single exon. The record is from RefSeq and is a predicted model, not a curated record. NCBI's taxonomy places the organism in Eukaryota, Metazoa, Chordata, Mammalia, Rodentia, Heteromyidae.
AUGCCAAGGGCCAGAGAAGAGCAGAGAGUUCUGGAGCCGGCAGUCAGUGCAGUCAGUGCCUGGCUGGGCUGGGAUUCAGAAAGCCCUGCACACCUGAUUAACAUCUCAUCCAACAAGAUGAGCACCAGGACCCCACCUUCGCUCCAGCAUCUGGCCAUUCAAAGCCUGCUGAGCAACGAGGCCCUAGCCAUCUCUGCCCUGGAAGAUGUGCCACACCUCUUCCCUUUGCUCUUGAGGGAGGUCUACACCCAGAGCCACACAGGGGUGCUUAAGGCCAUGUUACAGACCUGGCCAUUCUCCUGCCUCCCUCUGUCAUACGUGGAAGAGUCAAGAGACCUGGAAACCUUCAAGGCUGUCCUGGAUGGGCUCGAUCUGCUACUUGACAAGAAGGAGUGCCCCGGGCGGUGUAAACUGCAAGUGCUGGAUCUGCGGAAGGAGCAUGUGGAUAUAUGGACAUGGGGCUUCCCCUCCGUGGCGGAAAUCUCUUAUGCAGACAUCCUGACUGACAAGCCAACAGAGAGCUGUGGUUCAUUGAUGACGGGAGAGCUGCGCUUGAUGAUUCUCAUGGAUGUUGUCAUCAAAGAUGGCAACCAGGAUGCUUUCCAAGCCUAUCUGCUGCAGUGGGUCAGGAAGAGGAAAGAACGGGUCCUGCUGUGCUCAAGGAAGCUGCAGAUUCUCUCUGGCUCCAUCUACAAAAUUCAGAAGGCUCUUCUUGCUGUGCAUCUGGGCUCCAUCCAGGAGCUGAAGGUAAGUAAAUUCUGGCAUCGAGAAACCAUGAAAAAGUUUGCACCUUACCUUGGCCAGAUGAAAAACCUUCACAUCUUCAAAUUCUCCAAGAUGAGUGCCGACUUCUACAAGUCAAGGCCCCAAAACUUACGGUAUUCUCGCAAAUACGCACCACACCUGGGGCAGCUGCAGUAUCUCCAGGAGUUUCAUGUGCAUGAUGUCUUCUUCCUUUAUGGAAAGCUACCCGCCAUCCUCAGGAACCGGAUGCCUUUGAAGACUUUGUCAUUGAGUUCAUGUCCACUGAAGGAAUCCGACUUGAGGUUUCUGUCCCGGUGUCCCUGCACCAGGCAGCUCCAGCACCUGCGUCUGAGGAGUUUGUGCAUGGAUCGCUUCCGUCCUGAGCCCCUGCGAGCCCUGCUGAGGAAAGUGGCUGGCAGCCUGAUGACCCUGGCCCUAGAGGACUGUGCCAUCACUGACGCCCAGCUGUUGACCAUUUUGCCCGCUCUGAGCCAGUGCUCUCGGCUCAGUUUCUUCAGUUUCUGGGAAAACCGCAUCUCCAUGGCCACCUUCAAGAGUCUCAUGAGCCAUUUGGCCAGGCUGGGCCAUUUGAGACUAGGGCUCUAUCCUGCCCCUCUGGAGUGCUAUCGUCCUCAAACCUGGGGGCUAGAAAGCAUUGACCCGGAGAGAUUUACCCAGGUUCAGGCUGGCUUGGCCCAAGCAUUGAGCGAGGUAAGAACCCAGAAGGCCCAGAUCUGUAGCCAGGUCUGCCAUCGCCACAAAAAGUGCGAAUUCUAUAGCCUGACUUCCAAUGGUUCCUGGGUGGUCACAAAGGAGGAUUUUCCUGGACUCUUUGCUCCGCCUGUGUAG